AUGCCGGCGCCUCCGAUCAAGGAAAGAGUCCCGAUCAAGGACAUGCAAAAGGUCUUCCACUAUACGGAUACUAUGACCCGCAAACCGACGAGAGACAAUGAUCCCUACGAGUACCUGGCGGGAUUUGGUAACCGACAUCAGUCUGAAGUGAUCCCGGGGACGUUGCCUGCUGGCCAGAACAAUCCCCAAGAGCCUCGGUUCGGUCUGUAUACAGAGGGCAUCACCUACUCGGCCUUUGCAGCCCCCCGCCAUGCCAACUUCAGCACCUAUAUGUACCGUGUUCGGCCAGCUGCUGCUCACAAUGGGUACCGAGCCAACAUCAAGCACAAGGCAGACAUCGAGAACUGCUUCUUAUCUCUAAACCCUAAGGUUGCAACGCUGGCCGAGCAGGGCGAAUGGGCCCCAUUUCCGCUGCCCAAGGAGGACGAAAGAAUCGAUUUCGUGGACGGUCUUCACACUUUGGGCGGCAGCGGGGACCCCAACCUACGCGAGGGGAUCGCUCUGUACGUGUUCAUGAUCAACGCGGACAUGGACCGGCGGGCGUUUUGCAACACCGACGGCGACUUCCUCAUCGUCGCGCAGCUCGGGAACCUGGAUAUCCAGACCGAGAUGGGAAUGCUGUUCCUGCAGCCCGGAGAGAUCUGUGUCAUUCCUCGGGGCGUUCGUUUCGCCAUCCGACUCGGCCGCGGACACAAGGUUGCUCGUGGAUACAUCACCGAGGUUUGGGGUUCACGAUGGGAGCUGCCGGAUCUAGGUCCUAUCGGUGGCCACGGCCUAGCCAACCCCCGGGAUUUCCUCCACCCGGUGGCUCAUAUCGACGAGAUUCUCCAUGCAGAUUGGUCCAUCGUCAACAAGGCCAACGGUCUUUACAAUGCCAUUGAACAAGACCACAGCCCCUUCGACCUCGUUGCAUGGCAUGGGAACGUUGUUCCCUACAAGUACGACUUGACCAAAUUCUCCUCUCAGAACGCGACAUCAAUCGACCACACCGAUCCCUCGGUGAACUGCGUGCUGACGGCUCCCUCGCGCGACCCCAAUACUCCGCUGGCGGACUUCCUGUGGUUCGGACCUCGCUGGGACGUCGCGACCAACACCUUCCGCCUCCCAUACUUCCACCGCAACUCGGCCACGGAGUUCUUGGCUUCUCUAUACGGCAAUGGACUGGGUCGGUCCGAUGAAUUCUUGCCCGGUGGCGGCAGCGUCGAGAUCAGCCAUACACCGCACGGCAAUUUCAGCGAGGACUACGUGUAUGAGAUGCGCAACCAGGUCAACGAGCCUCGGAAGAUCCUUGAGAAUCAAAUGACGAUCAUGGUGGAGAGCAGCCGGUCGUUCUUGUUCACGGAAUACGCUCGGAGUGGAUGUGGGACCUUCAAGGAUCAGGGUACCGACCCUAAAGUCUGGGAUGCUCUUCCGGAUAAAUUUUCCUCGUACCCCAACAUCCAGGAGAUUCUUCGCCAAGUCAAGGCGGACAAGGAAGCCCGGAAGGAGCGUCUGGAGGCAUAUUACGACGAUAGCAAAUUGGCGCAGCUCGUCGGCGGUCAAAAGUCGGCAUAA
This is a messenger RNA of Aspergillus steynii IBT 23096, 1554 nucleotides long. RefSeq names its product Homogentisate 1,2-dioxygenase. Gene Ontology annotation, cellular component: cytoplasm. Gene Ontology annotation, molecular function: homogentisate 1,2-dioxygenase activity. The transcript is spliced from 5 exons. The coding region runs from base 1 to 1554 and encodes 517 amino acids. The record is from RefSeq and is a predicted model, not a curated record. NCBI's taxonomy places the organism in Eukaryota, Fungi, Ascomycota, Eurotiomycetes, Eurotiales, Aspergillaceae. Gene Ontology annotation, biological process: L-phenylalanine catabolic process.